AUGGCUUCUGGCGAUUUUUUGCGCCUGAUUGGCGUCCGCAAGACAGACGACCCAUGGGUCUUUGUCUCGGUCUCACUUCCAGGACGUGCAGGCAACCAGCAGCCGAUUGCGUACGGCGGCUGUGCUACUACGGUUGCCCUCAACGCCGCCGGGCAGACCAUCAAGCAGGAACCGCGCAUGGUGCCGUAUUCCAUGGUCGGCCACUUCCUUGGCCCCGCGGCGCUCGAUACGCCGUUCGUGUGCGAGGUGCGCCCGGUGCGCGACACGCGUACGUUUGCGACGCGCCACGUCACGGUCAACCAGGAUAUCAAGGGCAAACUGCGCCCGGUGCUUGCGCUGACGCUCGACAUGAUCGCGUCGCCGAACUCGACAAAGGAGGCGCUGGAGAAGGCCAAGGCGCGUGGGGCGGAUCCCGGCAAGGUCAAGUCGCUGCUGCGCUACCAGAUCCCCCCCUCGUUUACUCCGAAGAGCUUCAAGGAGCUAGAGAUGCCGGUCGAGUCGGUCAAACGCCGCGUCGCGUCGGGCGAGCUCAACGAGUUCCAAGCCGGCAUGUUUCAAGAGUUUCUCGGUCUCUGGCUCCGGAUGUUUGAGGACCGCGUGGUGCCGGAGAGUAUGAUGACGCAGAACCUGAUGGGUCUUCACCUGAAGCCCACUACGCAGGACGACCGUGCUGUGAGCGACCGUCGUGCGUACGACUGGUUCAAGCUGCGUCAGCAGCUCCCCCCCGCCGACGGCUCGACUGAGAUGACGGCUGGCGGCGACGAUGGCAUGCUCCCCAUGACGUCGGUUAUGGCGCAUCUCUGUGCGCUGGCCUUUGCGAUGGACGGUGCGAUUGCCUUUGCCCCCAUGUCGCUCAACAACGAGUCGUUGCUCAACGCCAGUAUCGCUUCGACGCUCGACUUUGCGCAGCGCUACCACACGGACAACAUCGACAUGAACAAGUUUUCCAUGCGUGAGAUCCAGACGUUGGCUGGUGGUUGGCAGCGCCAUUACACGGAAGCGCGCGCCUAUUCAGAUUCGGGCGAGCUGCUCGUGACGUGUACGCAGCAGUGUGUCCUGCGCCCUGCGCCCGGCGUGGUGUCUGAGGAAGACGAGACCCGGUCCAAGCUGUAG
Molecule: messenger RNA, 1113 nt
Organism: Malassezia japonica
Lineage: Eukaryota; Fungi; Basidiomycota; Malasseziomycetes; Malasseziales; Malasseziaceae
Exons: 1
Coding region: 1-1113 (370 amino acids)
Biological process (GO): fatty acid catabolic process; acyl-CoA metabolic process
Cellular component (GO): peroxisomal matrix
Molecular function (GO): fatty acyl-CoA hydrolase activity
Source: RefSeq, a predicted model, not a curated record